UACAGCGACAGCUAUUAAAAUAUUGAUAAUAAGCAAUUGUUCUUGCGUCGAGUUUUGAUUGAUUGAUUGCAAUCAUUAGGUGAGUGGAAAUGAACGACCACAUUCAGAAAAUUCUCUUCACGGAGCAGCAAAUCUCGCAUAGGAUUUCCGAACUGGCAUCCACAAUCACCGCCGAUUUCAAUGCCAGCGGCGCUGCUCCGGCGGUUGUCGCUGUCGCCACCGGAGCUUUUCUCUUCGUGGCUGACCUUGUGCGGAAGAUUCAUCUCCCUAUCACCGUCGAUUUCAUCCGCGCCGAAUCGUACGGCUCCGGCACCGUCUCCAAUGGCCACCCCGCCGUUUCAUUCGGCUUGAAACUCGAUGUUCGAGGGAAGCACGUUAUUCUGGUUGAGGAUAUUGUGGAUACGGGGAACACGUUGUCAUGUCUCAUCGAUUACAUGAAAACGAAUGGUGCCUCUUCCGUGUCUGUUUGCACUCUUCUUGAUAAACCAGCAAGGCGAAAGGUUCACUUUCAAGUUGUCGGUGAAGGGAAGUUUUACCGUGGCUUUGAGUGCCCAGAUGAGUUUGUUGUGGGCUAUGGACUCGACUUCGCCGAGCAGUACCGGAACUUGCCAUAUGUUGGUGUCUUAAAGCCAGAGAUGUACAAGUGAGACAUCAUUUUCACUGUGCAGCAGUGUGUAAGCGCUUUCAGUCAAAUGCUUGAAGAAGCUUUGCAACAGUUGAUUGCUCGGAUAUCUUUCAGGAACUCGAUGCAGUAAAAAAAACCAACAUUAAUUUUGUUUCUUUUUCUCAGUAUUGUUGAAUAGAGUCUCAAGUUUAAAUGUUUUUUAGUACUAUAUGAUUUUAUUGAUUCCAGCUAUUUUUAUUAA
Molecule: messenger RNA, 866 nt
Organism: Salvia splendens (bonfire salvia)
Lineage: Eukaryota; Viridiplantae; Streptophyta; Magnoliopsida; Lamiales; Lamiaceae
Product: hypoxanthine-guanine phosphoribosyltransferase
Exons: 3
Coding region: 90-647 (185 amino acids)
Biological process (GO): GMP salvage; IMP salvage; purine ribonucleoside salvage
Cellular component (GO): cytosol
Molecular function (GO): hypoxanthine phosphoribosyltransferase activity; magnesium ion binding
Source: RefSeq, a predicted model, not a curated record